This is a messenger RNA of Phanerochaete carnosa HHB-10118-sp, 1597 nucleotides long. RefSeq lists its product as uncharacterized. The record is from RefSeq and is a predicted model, not a curated record. Gene Ontology annotation, cellular component: intracellular anatomical structure. Gene Ontology annotation, molecular function: FMN binding; NADP binding; NADPH dehydrogenase activity. The coding region runs from base 128 to 1399 and encodes 423 amino acids. Lineage: Eukaryota; Fungi; Basidiomycota; Agaricomycetes; Polyporales; Phanerochaetaceae. The transcript is spliced from 4 exons.
CCGUAAGGUCUGUGCAUAUAAAGCGUGUAGGCUUGUCGGGAUCCGACGCGUGCACGGUGGAAAAGGUAUAAGAGGUGGGCCGGCAUGCACCGGACACUUUACAGACAAUCUCCACAUAGCACUACCCAUGUCCGCUGCGGCUGAGAAGUUCGAUAACAUCCCUACUGAGGGCAUUCCCUAUUUCACCCCUGCGCAGAUCCCUCCCGCGGGCGUUGCGCUCGACCCCCAGCCGGAUGACAAGCCCAUUCCGAAGCUGUUCCAGCCCCUGCGCAUCCGUGGUAUCGAGUUCCAUAACAGGAUCUGGCUUUCACCGCUCUGCCAGUACUCCACAAAGAACGGUGUGCCCAGCCCCUGGCAUCUUGCACACCUCGGUGGCAUUCUCCAGCGCGGCCCCGGUUUGAGCAUGGUCGAGGCGUCCGCCGUGCUCCCUGAGGGCCGUAUCACGCCUGAGGACGCCGGCAUCUGGAACGAUGAGCAGAUGCAGAAGUGGGUCGAGAUCGUCACCUUCGCGCACUCGCAGAACCAGAAAAUCGGGAUGCAGCUCGCGCACUCCGGCCGCAAAGGAUCCAUGGUCGCGCCCUGGCUCUCGCUCGGCGCAUCCGCGGGCGAAGACCAAGACGGCUGGCCGAACGGUGUCCUUGCGCCAAGCGACGUCACCCACGGCCCUGGCUACAACAAGCCCCACGCACUCACGAAGGAGGGCAUUGAGCGCCUCAAGCGGGGCUUCGUCGACGCUGCAAAGCGUGCUGUCAAAGCUGGCUUCGAUGUCAUCGAGCUCCACAGCGCGCACGGCUACAUGCUGCACGAGUUCCUCAGCCCGAUCUCAAAUAAGCGGACAGACGCGUAUGGCGGGAGCUUCGAGAACCGCAUCCGCAUCCACCUCGAGAUCAUCGACGCGGUGCGUGCCAUCAUCCCUGAGGACAUGCCCCUGUUCAUGAGGAUAUCCGGAAGUGAUCUUCUCGAGAACACCCUCCCCGACGAGCCGUCGUGGCGUGUGGAGGACUCUGCACGCCUCGCAAGCAUCGUAGCCGAGCACGGCGUUGACCUCAUUGACGUCUCCUCCGGCGGCAUACACCCUCUGCAGGAGCUGCGCCUCGUGCACCAGGAGGACCGCCACGCCGCGUAUCAGGCGUACCUCGCGGACCACAUUCGCAAGGCAGUCGAUGGCAGGAUACUCGUCGCCACCGUUGGCGGCAUUUGCGACGGCAAUGUCGCGGAGGAGGUGCUCGCCAAUGGCUGGGCCGACGUUACCUUCGUCGGUCGCCACUUCCAGAAGAACCCCGGCGCGGUGUGGCAGUUUGCCGAGGAUCUCGGCGUCGUGAUCACCCAGGCACACCAGAUCGAGUGGGGCUACGUGGGCCGCGGCAUUGGUCGCAGGAAGAUGGAUGCCGCUAAGUAAAAGCAAGAAUGCGUCUAUAGUGUCAUAUAGACUUCUCUCCCAGUUGUAACUUUAGACUCCCGUACUCGUAGAGUAGGUGGUGGUUAAUAAGACCGUCACAGCUUGGAUAGCGCAAGCAUGAUAGAAGCUAUCCUAAUGAUGCAAUAUCCUACUCUAAGUAAAGCAUAAAGGGCUGAACAAAUGAAAACCGGCUUGGUU